CCUGUGCUCGUCUGGCUUCAGACUGUGUGACGCGUCUUCAGCAUGGACUUCCAGCACAGAGCAGCUCUGGACAUCUCCACCAGGAACCCUCAGGACGACUUUGAGAUCCUGCUGAGAGUUGGAGGAGGGACUUAUGGCGAGGUCUUCAAGGCGCGCAGUAAGCAGACCGGAGAGCUGGCGGCCAUCAAGGUCAUCAAGAUGGAACCAGAGGACGAUUUUUCUGUCAUCCAGCAGGAAAUCGUCAUCGUGAAGAGCUGCAAACAUCGUAAUAUCGUGGCGUACUACGGCAGUUACAUACGAGCCAACACUCUGUGGAUCUGUAUGGAGUUCUGUGGAGGAGGCUCCCUUCAGGAUAUCUACCAAGUGACCGGCCCGCUGUCUGAGCCACAGAUAGCCUACAUCUGCAGGGAGAUGCUGCAGGGUGUGCAGUACCUCCAUGCACAGAAGAAAAUCCAUCGAGACAUCAAGGGGGCCAACAUCCUCCUCAACGAUCAAGGUGACGUCAAACUCGCUGACUUUGGGAUCUCAGCUCAGAUCACAGCCACCCUUGCCCGGCGGAUGUCAUUCAUUGGGACGCCAUACUGGAUGGCUCCAGAGGUGGCAGCGGUGGAGAUGAAAGGUGGCUACAAUGAACUCUGUGAUGUCUGGUCAGUGGGAAUCACAGCUAUAGAGCUGGCAGAGCUGCAACCGCCGAUGUUUGAUGUCCACCCGCUGCGGGUCCUGUUUCUCAUGUCCAAGAGCGGCUACCAACCUCCAAAACUAAAGGACAAGUCAAAAUGGUCUUCUAUAUUUUAUACAUUUGUGAAGGCCAUGUUAGUGAGGAACCCGAAGAAGAGACCCAGUGCCUCCAAGAUGCUUUCAAAUCCAUUUUUGACUCAACAGUGUCUGAACCAGGAACUGACCCUGGAGCUGCUCGAGAAGUAUCGACACCCUGAGAAACUCAAGACUUGUCUGGUGACAGAGGAGGAUGAGAUGGAGGAGGCCGUGUCUGGAGCUUUGAAGAGGAUUCAGUCGAUCAACAAACACAACAAGGCAGGCUGGAACAGCUCUGAAUUAAGCCUGGAGCAGAUCUACACUCAAAGACCUUUGAACAAGGACUCAACGUUAAGAGCUUCACUAGGAUCAACCAGCAGCAACAAGAGUCCAGAAAGGGACGCGUUGACCGACUCAGACGAUGACUAUGAUGAUGUCGAUGUACCGACAAUACAAGCCUCCAGUGUCAAAGCACCAGAUGAUGAGACUCCACCUCCUCUUCCACCAAAGCCCAAAGGUCAAACCAGCUCAGAGGAAAGCGUGACGAGUGAAGAUGAUCGGGUGAGGAAACCGUGUUCUCUGAACACCCCCUCCCCUGUCAUCAGGACCUACAGCGGAACACACGUCCGACCUCCACCUCAGCCACCUUCAUCACGACACUCAGACCCUUUGUCCUUCCCUGUCCAGAUGAACGACAACCUGGCAGAUAUUGUGCCUCCUGAACUGCCUCCUAAAGUCUCACGCAGAAGAAGACCACCCUCAAAGGUUGCUGCUGAGAGUGUUAACCCCGUCAUGAAAAAACCUUCAGUCUGCUUUAAGAAGAUCUUCCAUGGUUGUCCUCUUAAAAUAAACUGUUCUACAAGCUGGGAAAACCCAACUACCAAAGACAAUUACCUGAUCCUUGGGGCCGAGGAGGGAAUCUACACCCUUAACCUCAAUGGAUUUGAAGCCACAAUGGAGCUGCUCAGUCCGGGGAAGUGUACGUGGGUCUACGUCAUUAAUAAUGUUCUCAUGUCUGUAUCAGGUAAAUACAAGCAGCUUCACUCACAUAUGCUGAAGGAGCUGUAUGAGCAGGCUCGGAAAGACCAGAGGAUGGCAGCCCUGCCCACUCACAGAUUAUUACCCAGGAAGGGUACAGUUACAUGUAAAAUCCCUGAUACCAAGGGCUGCAAGACCUGCUCAGUGGCAGGUAACGUGCAGCGAGGAUGCAUAUUCUUGUGCUGUGCUCUGGAGUCCAGUGUCGUGCUGUUUCAGUGGUAUGAGCCCAUGCACAAGUUCAUGCUCAUUAAGAAUUUUGACUUCCCCCUGCCCAGCUCCCUGAGGGUGUUUGAAAUGGUAGUAGACCCCCAGCAGGAGUACCCACUGGUGUGUAUAGGUGUGUCUCAAGGGUCAAAUCCUAAUGUGCCGAUCAGUUUGGAAUACAUCAACCUCAACUCCAACACUUCUUGGUUCUCCAGCACCGGCCACGAGAAACCAUCCCCUGACAGAGUGAAGGUAAACCAGUUGGACAGUGAAACCCUGCUUGUCCUUGUAGAUAAAUCUGUACAUAUAGUUGGCCUGGAGGGGGAGCUGAAGAGCAACAGAACUCUUCCACAGGAGACCACCUUCACUGUUGAUGUGGAAUCAAUCGUAUACUUUGAAGACACGCUGUUAGCAGUGUGGCGGCAUGGAUGGCAAAGAAGAGGACAAGGAUUUACUAAGGUUCUGCAGGAAUCCGUAGACCCAAAGAAGAUCCACAGACUUGUGCACUCGGACAGGAUGGUCGUCUUGGAGACGCGUUGGGUUGAGGACCAGACUGGAAUGUCAAACCUGUAUAUCCUGUAAAGCACGUGGCCUCAUGGGAAACAGCAUCAUCAUUUCUCUUCCAGCUCCCUGAACAUCUCUACACACCACUUGCAGUAUUCAAGAGGAAGAUGAUAUUAGGCAUCGACAUUUUGAUUAGUCAGUAAAUUUGUCGUGCAGGGAUGUUGUUGGUGGAGAGAAACUGAACCACAGAUUGCUCCUGAGUUAUUCCUGUGUGUCUGUUAUUUAUGCCGCUCUGUGGACUGUUUCUGUGACCACAGUGCUGUCAGCUGGCACAGACUGUAAUGUUUGUGCUUUAGUAACUUAAAAACAUCUGUUCCAGGACGACAUGAACUUUUCAGAGCAGCAGACCUGCCACCAGCUGUGCUGUGCUUUUAUAACCUGUGAUGUCAGGGGUCGUAAGGUCAGAUCGUAUGACUUAGGUUGUGAUUUGUCACUAUAUAAAUAAACUGAAUUGAACUGGACUAUUGCAUCAAAGACACACACCACUCUCUGUGUGUGUUUGUGUUCUUACACUGUAUCACUCACAUGGACACAAUCAUUCAUAAGCAGCUGUGUGAGUAUUUAAGGGAAUGUGCAGAAUUUUCUUGUACUUUGAAUUUACACUCAGAAAUAUUUAC
Thalassophryne amazonica is the source of this 3176-nucleotide messenger RNA. Its product is annotated as mitogen-activated protein kinase kinase kinase kinase 5-like. Bases 43 to 2577 code for a protein of 844 amino acids. Gene Ontology annotation, biological process: protein phosphorylation. The record is from RefSeq and is a predicted model, not a curated record. NCBI's taxonomy places the organism in Eukaryota, Metazoa, Chordata, Actinopteri, Batrachoidiformes, Batrachoididae. Gene Ontology annotation, molecular function: ATP binding; MAP kinase kinase kinase kinase activity. The transcript has 32 exons.